AUGCCCAUGUUCCCAGCCCCCCGCCGCGUGGUCACCGGCCACGACGACCAAGGAAACGCGAUUUACGUCGAUGACAAGCAAAUAGAACCGCAGCCGACCGGCUUCGACUGCGAUUUCGCUGUUUUGUACGAAACCCACCAGUUUCCGGCGUCCAACGAUGGGUGGGAAGAUCCGAUUGAGCAGCCGACAAAAUCGCUGGCGAAUGACAAGGGGGUGGUUAUUCGGAUAGUUGAUUUUAAGCCGAAUACCAAGACUCGUUUCCAUAGGACCAUGUCUCUUGAUUUCGGUAUCAUAUUCGAGGGCGAGAUGGUCUGCUACCUCGACAAUGGAGUUGAACUAACUCUGAAAAGAGGCGACGUCUGCGUCCAGCGAGGAACAAUCCACGGAUGGGAGAACAAGUCGGACAAACCUGCUCGGGUUUACUUUGUCCUGACUGCUGCCAAUCCGGUUAAUGUGAAUGGCAAGCUGCUCACAACGGCGGGGUUCAACGACAAGGAGGCUGAGACUGGAGGAAAGUGA
Talaromyces rugulosus is the source of this 519-nucleotide messenger RNA. RefSeq lists its product as uncharacterized. Lineage: Eukaryota; Fungi; Ascomycota; Eurotiomycetes; Eurotiales; Trichocomaceae. Bases 1 to 519 code for a protein of 172 amino acids. The transcript is spliced from 4 exons. The record is from RefSeq and is a predicted model, not a curated record.